Molecule: messenger RNA, 2682 nt
Organism: Mauremys mutica (yellowpond turtle)
Lineage: Eukaryota; Metazoa; Chordata; Testudines; Geoemydidae
Gene: PGAP4
Product: post-GPI attachment to proteins GalNAc transferase 4
Exons: 3
Coding region: 527-1714 (395 amino acids)
Biological process (GO): GPI anchor biosynthetic process
Cellular component (GO): Golgi membrane
Molecular function (GO): glycosyltransferase activity
Source: RefSeq, a predicted model, not a curated record
CUACCGGGAGGUGACACUCGGAUUUCUAGUCGGGAGACGUCUGGACCUCACUCGCCUGAGUAGCUGCUGGGGCUUUGGUGCCUUGUUUAAUCCCACCCUCCUGGCCUGAGAGAGAGAAGGAGGAGGGAAACUGCAGGCGAGAAGUGAGCAACAAGAUAAAAUGGAUAGCAGAGGCAAGAAGCGUGGAGGGUGGAAUCCUGUGCUGCUAGGGAACAUUGGACAGGAAAGCGGAGACACCCAGGAUUUACAUAAAGCCAGCGGCUCAGGUUUUCAGGAUUACUAGCUCUUUCCUUCUCUACGUGCUGGGCAAGAAUCCAGAUGGGAAAACGGAUAAUUCCUUCUUCCUGUAUUUUCCAGCCCAGCUUCUGUGCUAUUUUUCCGUUAUGGCUUUUGCUGCUAUGGUUGGCUGCAUUGGUUGGGCCUCACUUAUGUUGCACCACUGAUGGCUUGCGACUCCAAACAGAAGCAGAGGAGUGAAUGAACUGGGGCAUGAGCACAGGGGGGCCACACCCUGUAUCCAGCAGCCAUGCUCUUCCGAGGACUGCGGCUCUAUGGGAAGUGGUGCCGUUUUUCCAGUCCCAUUAUUCAGUUCCUUACCUUAACUGUGGUGACAUUCGGCGUGUUGGCUCCCUUGAUUUGCCACCGGCUCCUCCACUCCUAUUUUUACAUACGCCGCUGGCAUUUGAACCCCAUGAGCGAGGAGUUCCUGAAGCAGAACCAGGAGGAUGGCCAGACUGCCCUCCGUUACUUUGAGGACCUGCGGACUCCUAACUCCUCGGAGAUCUCAGGUGACAAGACCCUCAGACCAUGGCUGCUCAUCACCAUCGUCACCGUGCAGAGGCGGAAUGAGUUCCACUACGUCCUGCAGGUAGCUUCCCGCUUCCACCGCCUCCUCCAGCAGUGUGGCCCUCGCUGCCAGAGCUACCAGGUCUUUAUCUGUAACGUGGAGCAGGACCCGGGCAACCACCAGGAUGCCAGGCUGUUGGGUAACUUCUUUGCCAUGGUCAGCCGCUACAAAAACUGGGAGGACCCCGAUGCCGCAGUGAACCAGUUUGAGAAAGAGAAGCGGGACUAUGCAUUCUGCAUGGAGCAGUCGCUGUUGGCCUACAAUCCAGAGUACAUCCUUCUGGUGGAAGACGAUGCUGUUCCCGAAGAGGAGAUAUUUCCCCUCCUGCAGCACCUGCUGUUGGAACGGCUCUCAAAGCCACACCUCAAAGAUGCCCUCUACCUGAAGUUGUACCAUCCCGAGCGGCUUCAGCGCUAUAUUAACCCAGAGCCCAUGAGGAUCCUGGAGUGGCUCGGCCUGGGCAUGUUUCUGGGCCCCCUGCUGAGCUUUGCAUACUCCUGGGUGUCUGGCCGCCCAAGCCUUACCUGGCCCAUUGUCCUGUUCUUUGCCUUGUACAGCAUGGCACUAGCAGAGCUGGUGGGUCGCCACUACCUGCUGGAGCUGCGCCGGCUGGCCCCUGUGCUCUACAACGUGGUGCCAGUCACCGAGUGCUGCAUGCCCGCCAUGGUGUUCUCCGCCUCUUCCGCCCGCCGUGUCUUAGGUUACCUUCAGGAGCUGCACUGCCGUCCGGGCUUUGCCAAGGACACUGCACUCUACUCCCUGUUGCGCACCAAGGAUGAGAGGGCCUACGUGGUGGAGCCCAAUCUGGUCAGGCACGUGGGGAUGUUUUCCAGCCUCAGGCCAAAUAACAUCCCUAAACUACUGUGACCCACCGAGAAAUGCCUUUAUGGAAAAACUGGGAGCCAAGGGAGCCUUGUCCUUGGACAGACAUAUCAGGUGUGACUCCAGAGGUCAUGCCAGUUGCAACUGUGCUCAGAACUACCAACGCCACCUUGUGGAGGGAAAGGAACUUUAAAAAAAAGUUUACGGAAACCUAUAGCUACAUUAUUUAUUUUAUAUUGAAGAAGUGAAAGGAGGGUGGAGUAUUUCAGGGAAGGGGAAGGUUUGCUACUAUCCUUAGUCAUUUUUGGGGGGAGACCCCAAUACGCGCGCACACACGCACACACACAGGCCAUUUGCAUGUGCCUCCUACAGCACUGUCCAACAAACCAGUCUCUGGUAUCACAGACCCAAGACAGUCCGCUGAUGUUUGAGAUCUCCUUUGUCUUUUUAGCCCCAUGCGCGCCCGCCCCCGCACUUGUCCUUCCUUACCUACAGUGGCCCUGUCUCAAUUCCCUCCACAUUAGUCAAUGCCACUCCUGUGGUCACAUAUCUCUCAGUCUCAAGAUACUGGAAAUGCCAGCCAGGGUGAGUGCAUCAGGCACAAGCUGACCUAGGAGGAAGUAUGGAGCUGGAGAAUAGCCCUUGUUUCCCCCAAACUUCUCCAUAUAUUACCCCGAUGAUCUAUUUUAUCCUCAAAUAAAAACAUGAAGAGACCUUUACAAGAGGCGUGAUGCAUAUAAUGAGCCCCUUACCCCACAUUCUGCACAUGAUUCUGGGAACACGUUUCAUGCUGCUUCAGCACCUCCGGGUCUUCUCCUUUGUGGGUUACACGCCUCUUUCCCCCAAAGCUCUCCUUUCACCUUGGAGCAGAGGAUCUGAAACACAGAGUCCAUGUUGUUAGGAUACAGAUAUUCAGGCCUGUCUGCAAAGGCCUAUACUUUAAGAAUUUAGGUGUAUUCUUAUCACUUAGCUAGUUAUGGAGAUAUAAAAGAAAGAAUCAAAAAUCACUGUCU